CCCCCAAGCGGCGGUCUCAUUGAGGUCCCGGCGGCUGAAGAUCUUGACUCGACGGGCGCCGCCGUCGACCAGCAAUGGAGUUCCUGCUGCAACCAAUACGCGGAUCCACUUUCUUGGAAGAGGUUGGAGAAAGCUUGGUACCGCCGGCGCCGCCAGAGCUGGCCUCUGUGGCGGCGGAGCAGCAUGUUGUAGAUAUGGUGGUCGAGCUUCCAGUUGUGCGGCAGGAUACCUUGCCACCCGUGCAGUAGGCCGCCAGCGGCCAUGCGCAGAUUGUGGCAGGACCGGCGUCCGCCGAGGUUAGGUUGGAGAGCUCACCUCCGUCGUCAGAGUUGUCCACUGCGAAGAUGAAUCCGCGAGCCCCUGGGUGGAAUAAGAGGUUGAGGAUUGGAGCUGCAGCACCGAGCAGGCCACCGUGUCCAAACCGCAUCAGUGCGUUCGAGAAGGCAGUACGGAGGUUUGCUGAGAAUCCAACGGAGAAUGUUAUCACGCCAGUUAUCGGCACAACGUUCGACUCGGUGGAUCAGGCAUACGACUUCUACAAUUUGUACUCCUGGGAGAAGGGAUUUGGCAUUCGUUAUGGCAAAAGCAGGUUAAAUGUGGAGAGGACCAAAUGCAUGCAGGAAAUAGUUUGUGGUUGCUCGGGAAAAGCUGGGGUUGAGAACACGAGAUCUUGUCACUGUGAGUGUCCUGCUCUAAUUAGGCUGCUACGAGCAGAGGACAACGGAUGGUAUAUAGCGAAGCAUAGGGAUACGCACAACCACUCGUUGUCGCCUAAUUUUGGUGAGACAAUCCACUGGCCAUCUCACAAGCAUAUAGAUGUGUACAUCAGAGAUCUUGUGAAGUAGUUGAGGCAGAACAAUGUGAACUUGGCGAAGGUGUACAACAUCAUUGGAGGGUUUUUUGGAUUGAUGGAGAAUGUUCCGUUCACAAAGAGGUCUUUGCGUAAUUUGUGCGGGAAGAUAAACAGGGACCAUGCGGAAGAUGACGUGAAGAAGACAAUUGAUGUGUUUGCUGAGAUAGGAGCUAAAGAUCCACACUUCACGUACAGGGUUCAAUUUGACAACGAGGGGAGGGUCAAGAAUCUGAUGUGGGCAAGCGGGAGCAGUAGACUGCAAUACUCUUUUUUUUGGGGAUGUGAUCACGUUUGACACAACCUACCGGACUAACCUGUAUGACAUGCCUUUCGGAUUGUUUGUUGGCGUGAACAACCAUUUUCAGAGUGUGACCCUGGCAGGUGUGCUUGUGCGUGAUGAAACUGAAGAUAGUUUUGUAUGGGUUUUCUCAGAAUUCCUCCGAAUGAUGGGAGGUUCUCCACCUGUGACCAUACUAACAGAUCAGAACCGGGCUAUGGAGCUAGCGAUCAAGAACGUUAUGCCAAACACGACCCACCGAUGGUGCAAGUGGCAUAUCCUGAAAAAGGCAAAAGAGACACUCGGUAGUUUGUACACAAAGAAAAGUGAAUUCAGGGCUGAAUUUUAUAAGGUGAUAAAUCACAUGCUGACGGAAGAUGAGUUUGAAAAAGGUUGGGAGAUGUUGCUGGACAAGUACAAGCUGAGAUCUCAUCCGUACAUGACAAACCUGUUUGAGAUUCGUAAGAAAUGGGUGAAACCUUAAUUUAAGGGCGUUUUCUGUGCGAAGAUGACUAGCACCCAGAGGAGUGAGAGUGCAAACCGUAUGCUAAACGGACCAGAUUUUGCACGAUUUUGUCGUAGGCAGGGUCACAAGCGAACAACUUGUCCAGAACGCGGAGAUAUCCCAAAGCAGCCUCGGAAGCCAGCUAGAUGCAAGAACUGUGGUGUCGAAGGUCAUUGACGAAACAAUUUUCAUAAAGCAAUGGCAGUAGAACUAGCAGGAGGCAUGUAAAAAGAAUGAUCAAAAAAGAAUGCCAGGUUAUGGAGUAGGUUAUGAAAUUUGAAAAAUGCUAAGUCUGAUGGAAUGUUGUCUGUCCUGUGCUGUAAGUGGUUUGUAAGCGAUGUCAGCAGAUUCAUCUGCCCUUGUUAUGAACAAGGGAUCAGCGGGAGCACCCCGCCGGCCUGGGAGGAGGAGUAGGAGCUUGCCAUCUUCUUGGUUUUGAUGGUUGCAAGCGAGAUUGGAGAAGAUAAGGCAACGGGUGGGAGAGUGUGGAUUCUUCUAGUGGAAGGAGGCAGAUGUAUAAGUGGGGCCGGAUGGACUCCGGUCGUUUACCACCUACCGUCUGAGCCGUGGCCCAAGAAAGGGCGUCCCCAUCUGAGCCGCUACCUGGCGGGUGACGGGCGUUGCCUUCGACAAGAGAACAUGGUGGGCCCUUUCGUGGAAAAAGGCAUGGGAUACCUGCCCAAAUACGUUCUGAUAUACCUGCAGCGGUGGGGAUCGCGAGAAACCUUGACGGCUAUGAUAUCGAGUCCAUCUGAGCUCGGGCUCAGAAUAGGACUUUCGGUUUUUGCUGGGUUUUACUCCCUCCGUCCCAUAAUAUAAGAAUGUUUUUCAAGCUAUGUUAACUUGAAAAACGUUUCUAUAUUAUGGACGAAGGGAGUACUUGAUAGAAAACAAAUAGAGCACUCACAAUAUCUUGCAAACGAGGGGCCCUUUUUUUAGGGUUGCAAACGAGGGGCUUAUGUUGGGCAAGCAGGUGUUGUUGUUUACAGUUUAGUGGGUUGGGCCAAACCUGCUUAUGUUCUCCACUGUGUAUUUGGGCUAGAUUAGGGCUUAUAUGCUCCUAACCUAGGUCUUAGGCCCACCCAUGUGCAUGUCAGUACAUAAAC
Molecule: messenger RNA, 2741 nt
Organism: Triticum aestivum (bread wheat)
Lineage: Eukaryota; Viridiplantae; Streptophyta; Magnoliopsida; Poales; Poaceae
Product: protein FAR1-RELATED SEQUENCE 7
Exons: 5
Coding region: 345-845 (166 amino acids)
Source: RefSeq, a predicted model, not a curated record